Messenger RNA from Mobula hypostoma (lesser devil ray), 6539 nucleotides. RefSeq names its product rhotekin a (gene rtkna). The transcript is spliced from 12 exons. Bases 521 to 2371 code for a protein of 616 amino acids. Lineage: Eukaryota; Metazoa; Chordata; Chondrichthyes; Myliobatiformes; Myliobatidae. Gene Ontology annotation, biological process: septin ring organization; mitotic cytokinesis; actomyosin contractile ring assembly. Gene Ontology annotation, cellular component: actomyosin contractile ring. The record is from RefSeq and is a predicted model, not a curated record.
GUAGGUUUGAGUUGAGGGAAAAACUAGGCGGCAAGUUCUUACAGUAACAGCUUUUCAAAGGCAUUUGCUCAGCUGACAGACGAGAAAGGCAAAACGCAAGCAAAUGGUUAGCAUUGACGAGUGGGGCCGAGGGGCCUGGUUUUGUGUGGAGUUGCUCUGCAUCUGCGGAGGUAGGGUUAACAGACGCCGAGGACGGUCUUCCAGCCGAACUGUUGCUUAGUUGCCCGAGUUGUGCGGGAUGAUACUGCCGCUGCUGCCGCAGUGAAUGGCGCUAGUGUGUGCAGAGUGAGAGGCUGCAUUCACACAGCCGCUUCCUGUGGGCGAAGAAUGCGCAGCUGGUAGCGAAUGAAUGCUUGUGGGAGGCGCAGGCUGGGGCUGGGGCUGUGCGGGGCCAGGCGGGGCUGACACCGCGGCUGGACCGAGAUUCGGACCCGCUCAGUGCCUCGCGGGGCCGCGUCCGGACACGGGACAGACCGUGGCCAUGUCUCGCACAGCCGGGGGCGAGGAGUAAGCGGCAGGAAUGGACGAAACCAUCCGGAUCAUGGAGGACCUCAACCUGCUCUACAUCCGCCAGAUGGCCGAGAGUCUGCAGGACUCUGAUUUCCAGAAGAAGAUUGACUACGAAAUCCGAAUGCGGGACGGGGCCUGCAAGCUCCUUGCAGCGUGUACGCAGAAGGACCAGACGCUGGAAGCAGCCAAGAGCCUGAUGGUCUGCAACGCACGCAUCACGUCCUACCUGUCCCAGGUGCAGAGGAUGAAGGAAGCUCAGGUGAUGCAGCGGCGCGUAAGACGAUCCUCGGACGCUGGGCUCCUUGAAGAUCGUUUACCCUGCAAGGGGACAGUCAGUAUAUCAGAUCUUCGAAUUCCUUUGAUGUGGAAAGACACUGAUUACUUCAGAAAUAAAGGAGACGUUCAUCAUUAUGCAGUAUUCGGCCUGAUGCAGAUUGGUUGUGACAUUUACGACACGGAGAUGGUGAUUGUGAAUCGUACCGUCACUGACAUCUGCUUUGAAAGUGCUGUUGUGUUUCCCAGUGUUGGACCUGACUUUGAACUGAAGCUGGAGUUAUAUAGCUGUUGUAUGGACGAGGAUUUCUCCAUCGCUAGUGCACCGAGAAAGUUUGCGAGCAAGCUAAGCAGCUCACUGGGACGUUCCUCAGGAAGAAGGAUUCGAGCUGGGCUGGACAUCGCAGGAGAAAGUUCUGUGUCUAAUGGAGGCACAAGUCCCAUCUUGCUGCCAGCUUUGCCUGUCAGGGGCCCAAAAUAUCACCUUUUAGCCCACACCAGCCUGUCUCUUUCAGUGGUCCACAGCAGUUUCCGAACACACAGUCUCAAGGUUGUCGGAAGUGAGGAGUGUUCCUUCUGGUUGCCUCUCUAUGGCAGUAUCUGUUGCCGCCUAACCGCGCAGCCUCGGUGUAUGACACAGCAUGUGAAUACAGGUGUUUUAAACCUGCAGCAGCUGGUUGGUGCCCUGCACAAUUGGACCAGGAUGUACUGCGUUUUACAGGGAACUAAUCUCUUCUGUUACUAUUCUCCGGAGGAAGUCGAGGCCAAGGUGGAAGCUGCCUUCACUAUUGCGAUCAAUAAGGAAACACGUAUCAGGGCAACAGGAAAAGAGCCCAAGAGAACAUCAAACUGCAUCUUAAUAACGAAUCAAUUUGCAGGGGAGGAGGUGACACACACCCUCGUCACUGACUCGUUGGAGGAGAUGCACAGAUGGAUGGAGGCCUUCUGGCAGCAUUUCUAUGAUAUGAGUGCGUGGAGACAGUGCUGUGAUGAACUGAUGAGAGUCGAAACUGCGUCUCCCCGGAAACUGCCCGUAACAAUUUCCAAGAAGGGAGCGUCCCUGUAUCACGAGACCGUUAUUGACUCCGCAGACAACACUGACCCUGCUGUGGACAUGCUGAGCGGCCACAUUCAGACAGACGCUGGCUACAGAGAUGGAACCCUGCCCCCCUGGUACGCACUUUUUGAGAACUCUCAGAAGCGAGUGUGUAAAAGCACUGUCCCCUUGCUCUGUGGUGGUGUGGUUUCAGAGAGAGAUGGCCUCUGCACGGACUGGAUACAACGCCAUGCAUUUGACCUCCAGCCGACAGAUAAGGACUGGAAUGCCCAGGGUCUCUGUGCUGGAGAGAGUCACUUCACAAGGCCACGAACCCAAUCCUUGGAUGCCAAACUUAUGAGCUUGAAGUGCCAAGCCCAAAGGGCAGAAGCUUUAUCAAACAAACGCUCUGUACUGCUAUCGACAAGCUCCACGCAGACCUGCAGUGCAGACUACAACCCCGAAACUGAGCUGAAGCUCGCCUCAGCACCAGCUUCUGAGGAACAGAGUUCUAGCCUGCCCACCAGUACACGACAGCAGACACAGGUGUAACCGGGAAAUCAGCAGAGGUGUACCGUGGUAACGGAUAUCGUGGCAGCUCCACUCUUUGUCCCCACGGCACAGCUGCCACGACUGUGGAUCUCUGGUGGGCCAGGGUUGAGGGAGAAGGCCUAUGGGGAUUGAAACGGGAGAGAAAAGAGAAUUGGGAGCAGGGUUGGAUCACGGCUCCACGCCAGCCUCAUCAUCCACCUGUCACUACCCUCCAACUGCAGACCUGCUCCCUUCCCCUACCUAGUUGUCUUUUUCUCAGCCCCCUGUACACCUUCAGUCACUGCCAAAUCCCUACUCAGCACAACCCCUGCUCGCCUUACACCAAAAAUCUCCCCGCCCACUUUACACGAGAAAUCUCCCCACCCACUUUACACCGGAAAUCUCCCCGCCCACCUUACACCAGAAAUCUCCCCGCCCACCUUAGGCCGGAAAUCUCCCUGCCCACCUUAGGCCGGAAAUCUCCCUGCCCACUUUACGCCGGAAAUCUCCCUGCCCACUUUACGCCGGAAAUCUCCCUGCCCACUUUAGACCGGAAAUCUCCCUGCCCAUUUUGCGCCGGGAAUUUCCCCGCCCACUUUACGCCGGAAAUCUCCCCGCCCACCUUAGGCCGGAAAUCUCCCUGCCCACUUUACGCCGGAAAUCUCCCUGCCCACUUUAGACCGGAAAUCUCCCUGCCCACUUUAUGCCAGAAAUCUCCCUGCCCACCUUACGCCGGAAAUCUCCCUGCCCACUUUACGCCGGAAAUCUCCCUGCCCACUUUAGACUGGAAAUCUCCCUGCCCACUUUAUGCCAGAAAUCUCCCUGCCCACCUUACGCCGGAAAUCUCCCUGCCCACUUUACGCUGGAAAUCUCCCUGCCCACCUUAGGCCAGAAAUCUCCCCGCCCACUUUACACCAGAAAUCUCCCCGCCCACUUUACACCAGCCAUUCUCCCUUCUCAGUUCUGAUGCUCUCUUUUUCCUGACACAUUGAGAUUUCAAUCCAGCCCCACAGAUGUUGCUUGAGCUGCUGAGUUCCUCUGGCAGUGUGUGAAUCUGGAUUCUAGCAUUGUCCGUCUCAUGUGCCCCCACCACGACUCCUCCUCUGUGCCAGCUUCCCAUCAACCUCAACGUUCCAUCUUUCAAAUAUUUGACUGUUUUCACCUCGUACCUGUUACCUGAUCUGACCUCCAGCUCUGCAUGUUUGACCUUAAUUUCAAUGGUCUCAUCAUCCAGGCCCUUCUACCUGUUUUCGUAUAGGAGCAAACUCGGCGAGUUCUCACUUUGUUUCCUCUGCAGGACAUUGAUGAACAGAAAGAAAAAGAGGCCCAAGAACCAAUCCUCACGUUAUAUCCCUCCUGUUGGGAAAGUCUGUGGCCUAUAAUCCAUGCCAACACAUUCCCUCCUGUUGGAAACGGGCCUGUCUAAUCCAUGCCAACACACUCUCCCCUGUUGGAAACAGGCCUGUCUAAUCCAUGCCAACACACGCCCUCCUGUUGGAAACAGGCCUGUCUAAUCCAUGCCAACACACUCCCGCCUGUUGGAAACAGGCCUGUCUAAUCCAUGCCAACACACGCCCUCCUGUUGGAAACAGGCCUGUCUAAUCCAUGCCAACACACUCCCGCCUGUUGGAAAAAUCUUUGUGAUUUAUCAUCCAUGCCAGCACACCCCACUCCCCCCGUUGGAAAACGGCUCGUCUAAUCCAUGCCAACACCCUCCCCCCUGUUGGGAAUGGGCCUGACUGAUCCAUGCCAACACAUUCCAUCCAGUACAUAAGGGCCCUUCUUGAACACUACAGCACAGAAACAUACGCUUUGGUCCCUCAUUUAAACUGCCUGGUUCCACUGAUCUGCACCUUGACCACAGCCGUCCAUAUCCCUGCCAUCCAUGUACAUAUAAACAUUUCUCUUAAAUGUUGAAAUUGAAAUCACAUGCACCACUUUUAUUGGCAGCUUGUUCCUUGCUGUCAUGAUCCACUGAGUGAAGAUGUUUCCCAUCAUGUUCUCCUUAAGCAUUUCACCUUUCACCCUUAACCCAUGACCUCUGGUUGUAGUCCCAUCCAACCUCAGUGGAAAAGGCAGCUUACGUUUACCCUAUCUAUACCCCUCAUAAUUUUUGUAUACAUCUAUCAAAUCUCUCCUCAGUCUUCUAUGAUUUAAAGAAUACAGUCCUAACCUAUUCAAUCUUUCCUUAUAACUCAGGUCCUCCAGACCAACAACAUCCUUGUAAAUUUUCUCUGCACUCUUUCAAUCUUAUUUACAUCUUUCUUGUGGGUGGUGACCAAAAGUGCAAAUAAUAAUCCAAAUUAGGCCUCACCAAUGUCUUGUAGAACUUCAACAUAACAUACUUUGAAUAAUGAAGUGUGCCAAUGGCUUAUUAUCCAUGCCAACACACUGCUUCCUGAAACCAGAGAUCUACCUUAAUGCACCAGCCUGUUAUGUGGCAAUUUGUGCCUUUUGGAAAUCUAAAUGCACAAUAUCUACUGUAAACUCUUCCUGUUACAUCCUCAAGAAAUCUGAGCAAAAAAAGGUCAAAUAUUGUUUACCUUUCAUCAUACCGUGUUGACUGUGUUUGAUUGGAUUCACUUUUCUGAAAUGAUGAGAGGGACAUAGGCCAUGUCCCGCUGGCCUGUGAUAACACAGUAUUGUUCUGUGCCUUUCUUCCUGCAUCUGAAACAUCUGUGAAUGGUGGUGUUCUGCAGGAAUCCCUACUGGGAUCUCUGCUGUUUGUGAUAUUACUCUGGCUGGAGGUCCAUCACUGGUGGUGUUCCGCACAGAUCUGUACUGACGGAGGUUCACGAGGAUGAUCCCAGCAAUGAAGCGGUUAACCUGUGAGGAGCAAUGAAGGGGUUAACAUAUGAGGAGUGUUUGGCAGCUUUGGGCUUGUGAAUUUAGAGGAAUGCAGGGGAUCUCAUUGAAACCUACUGAAUGUUGAAAGGACUAAUUAAGGUGGAUGUGGAGAGGAGGUUUCCUGUGGUGGGGGUAUCCAGAACAGCCUCAAAAUUGAGGGGCCACCUUUUAGAACAGAGGUAAGCAGGUAUAUUUUUAGCUAGAGAGUAGUGAAUCUGUGGAAUACUGUUCCACAGACUGCGAUGGAGGCCAAGUCCAUCAGUAUAUUUAAAGCAGAAGUUGAUCAUUUCCUGAUCGGUCAGGGCAUCAAAGGACAUGGUGAGAAGUCAGGUGUGUGGGGUGGAGUGGGAUCCGAGAUCUCUCAUGAUAGAAUGGUGAAGCAGACUCAAUGGGCUGAAUGGCCUAAUUCUGCUCCCAUGUCUUAUGAUCUUAUGAACUUGUCAGGCCAUGGGGAUUUAUCCCCUCUGAUUUUUCCCAGGACAGCAAACACCUGUGGAUAGUGUGGAGGGCUGUCAGACGUUACGGCGGGACAUUGAGAGGAUGCAAAACUGGGCUGAGAAGUGGCAGUUGGAGUUCAACCCAGAUUAGUGUGAGCUGGUUCAUUUUGGUAGGUCAAAUAUGGCAGAAUAUAGUAUUAAUAGUAAGACUCUUGGCAGUGUGGAGGAUCAGAGGGAUCUUGGGGUCUGAGUCGAUUGGACACAAAGCUGCUGCACAGGUUGACCCUGUGGUUAAGAAGGCAUACGGUGCAUUGGCCUUCAUCAAUCAUGGGAUUGAGUUUAGGAGUUGAAAAUGUUGCAGCUAUAUAGGACCCUGGUCAGAUCCCACUUGGAGCACCGUGCUCAGUUCUGGUCGCCUCACUACAAGAAGCAUGUGGAAACCAUAGAAAGGGUGCAGAGGAGAUUUACAAGAAUGUUGCCUGGAUUGGAGAGCAUGCCUUAUGAGAAUAGGUUGAGUGAAUUUGGCCUUUUCUCCUUGGAGCGGCAGAGGAUGAGAGGUGACCUGAUAGAGGUGUACAAGAUAAUGAGAGGCAUUGAUCGUGUGGAUGGUCAGAGGCUUUUUGCCAGGGCUGAAAUGGCUAAUAUGAGAGGGCAUAUUUUUAAGGUGCUUGGAAGUAGGUACAGAGGUUAGUUUUUUUUACGCAGAGAGUGGUGAGUGCGCAGAACGGGCUGCCGGUGACAGUGGUGGAGGUGGAUACGAUAGGGUCUUUUAAGAGACUUCUGGAUAGGUACAUGGAGCUUAGAAAAAUAGAGGGCUAUGGGUUACCCGAGGAAAUGUAACUUUCGCUUCGGCUAGCAGCCCGGCCUAUCUUUAGAAAUGUCGCUUAGGUGGAUGCUGCGUGAUG